AUGAAUAGCAGGAUUGGCGCCUCCGAUGCACGAGACCAGCUGGGCGAGUCAUUCCAAUUGGACAAACAGGUUUUUUCAGGCGCUGAUGGUGGUGUAGGCGAGCGAAAAGGUGGGCAAGGGCGAGCAAGCUUGGUGACGCGGACAAGGGCGAGUAGCCUAAGCGCUCCAGUCCGCUGGGCAAGCCUGAGGGG
Messenger RNA from Ilex paraguariensis (yerba mate), 191 nucleotides. NCBI's taxonomy places the organism in Eukaryota, Viridiplantae, Streptophyta, Magnoliopsida, Aquifoliales, Aquifoliaceae. The record is from the annotation of a GenBank genome assembly.